AUGAAACCUCAUCAAAGACAAUCGCAUCCUUCCGGCUCCAGAGCCCCAGCCCAGGACGAGUUUAUUUUCUUUUACUUCCCCAACGCACCGUACGGGGAGUUCUGCCCAUGGUAUUUCGGUCCCUUCACCGUCUCCCAGGCCGAGAUCGCCUCCUUGAUAGGCCAGCCAUGUGAACUCUCGGGCGCAAAUGAAACCAUCACGUUCAACUGCGCCGAGCAGUUCAUGAUGUACUGCAAAGCCGGGCGGUUCCGCGACUUUGUACGCCAACUGCGAAUCAUGGCCACGGCGUCGCCCAAGGAGCAGAAAAGACUCGGAAAGAAUACAAUCGGAUGUUGUGAUAGGCAGUGGGACGACGUCAAGAGUAAAGUGGUCGUGGCAGGGAACGUGGCCAAGUUCGGUCAAAACGAAGGACUGAAGGCGAAGCUCCUCGCCACCGGUGACCGCGUGCUGGUCGAGGCGUCAAGCAAGGAUCGAGUGUGGGGGAUCGGAUUCAAGGAGAAGCAUGCCAUGGGUCACCGUGCAGAAUGGGGUGAGAAUAGGCUUGGUGAAGCGCUCAUGGUGGUCCGAGAACGUCUGAGAAGGGAGGAGGAGGCGCAGAUUCGGGAGAGGGCUGAGAAGGAGCCGUGGACGAUCUACAACAAUGCCUAA
Emericellopsis cladophorae is the source of this 648-nucleotide messenger RNA. RefSeq lists its product as uncharacterized. The transcript has a single exon. The record is from RefSeq and is a predicted model, not a curated record. Lineage: Eukaryota; Fungi; Ascomycota; Sordariomycetes; Hypocreales; Bionectriaceae. Bases 1 to 648 code for a protein of 215 amino acids.